Sapajus apella (tufted capuchin) is the source of this 7409-nucleotide messenger RNA. It is a transcript of the gene VWA8, whose product is annotated as von Willebrand factor A domain containing 8. NCBI's taxonomy places the organism in Eukaryota, Metazoa, Chordata, Mammalia, Primates, Cebidae. Gene Ontology annotation, molecular function: ATP binding; ATP hydrolysis activity. Bases 596 to 6025 code for a protein of 1809 amino acids. The record is from RefSeq and is a predicted model, not a curated record. Gene Ontology annotation, cellular component: cytoplasm. The transcript is spliced from 45 exons.
UAUAUUUUUAGCUAUUUGAGAAUUAUUCUGUUUUCUUGCCUUUAGAAGACAUUAAACCAGGUGCUUUUAGAUUCAGAACUGUCCAAACUAUCUGGGUAGGCAGAUUUAGCAGAGGGAAUUGACAUGAACUUUUUAAAAGCAAUUGUUCUUUGUACAUGGAUAAUGCAUGUUGAUUGUACAAAUAUUAGAAACACAGGAGGGUGUGAAUUUUUAAAGUCUGUAUUAUAUACAUAUUGGUAGAUUAGUUGUAAACGUCCUCAAAUUUUGUUAUAGCCAGCAAGUCAAAGUAUAGGCUUUGCUUCAAAUGUGAGAGUCAUGGACAUAUUACAAGGAACAUAUUAUCUUUUUUGACUUAGUCAUUGACUCUGGCAGAAUCAGACCACAAGAAGUAAAUUAUGGUGUGAGGACUGGCUAAAAGCAACUGGGAACCCACCUGAGAGUCUGGACUCAAGUAAACAAUUGUGAGCCAGGUGAUACAGUUAAUAUUGGAGAUGUAUCCUACAAGUUGAAAAUUCCUAAGAAUCCAGAACUUGUGCCACAGAACUACAUUUCAGACUCUCUGGCUCAAUCUGUAGUUCAGCAUCUAAGAUGGAUAAUGCAGAAGGAUCUUUUGGGGCAAGAUAUCUUUCUAAUAGGACCUCCUGGGCCUCUUCGGCGCUCUAUUGCUAUGCAGUACUUGGAGCUGACUAAACGGGAGGUCGAAUACAUUGCCCUGUCAAGGGACACCACUGAAACUGAUCUCAAACAGCGACGAGAGAUCCGUGAAGGCACGGCUUUUUACAUUGAUCAGUGUGCAGUUCGCGCAGCCACAGAAGGCAGAACUCUCAUUCUGGAAGGUUUGGAAAAGGCAGAGAGGAAUGUUUUGCCAGUUUUGAACAACUUGCUGGAAAACAGAGAGAUGCAGCUUGAAGAUGGACGCUUCCUGAUGUCUGCUGAUCGUUAUGACAAACUUCUUCAAGAUCACACCAAAAAAGAGUUGGAUUCUUGGAAAAUUGUCCGAGUUAGUGAAAAUUUCCGAGUGAUUGCCUUGGGCUUGCCAGUGCCAAGGUAUUCUGGAAAUCCAUUAGACCCCCCUCUUCGUUCUCGAUUUCAAGCCAGGGAUAUUUAUUAUUUACCCUUCAAGGACCAACUUAAGUUGUUAUAUUCAAUUGGAGCCAAUGUUUCUGCUGAGAAAGUUUCUCAGCUCUUGUCCUUUGCCACAACUCUGUGUUCCCAAGAAUCUUCUACUCUUGGACUUCCAGAUUUUCCUUUAGAUAGUUUAGCAGCUGCAGUUCAAAUCUUGGAUUCCUUUCCUAUGAUGUCAAUUAAACAUGCAAUCCAGUGGCUUUAUCCAUACAGUAUUUUGCUAGGUCAUGAAGGGAAGAUGGCUGUGGAAGGUGUUUUAAAGCGCUUUGAACUUCAAGAUUCAGGAAGCUCUCUACAUCCUAAAGAAAUUGUAAGAGUAGAGAAGAUGACAGAAAACCAUGUCUCGCAAGCUUCUGUGACCAUCCGGAUUGCAGAUAAAGAGGUGACCAUUAAGGUGCCAGCCGGGACCAGGCCAUUAGGUCAACCUUGUGCAUCGGACCGUUUCAUACAGACUUUGAGCCAUAAGCAGCUACAGGCUGAAAUGAUGCAGUCUCACAUGGUUAAGGAUAUAUGUUUAAUUGGAGGAAAGGGUUGUGGAAAAACAGUGAUUGCUAAGAACUUUGCUGAUACCUUAGGAUACAACAUAGAACCUAUUAUGCUCUAUCAGGAUAUGACUGCGCGUGAUCUGCUACAGCAGAGAUAUACCCUUCCAAAUGGAGACACUGCCUGGCGAUCCUCACCCCUUGUGAAUGCUGCUCUGGAAGGCAAGCUGGUCUUGUUGGAUGGCAUUCACCGGGUAAAUGCAGGCACACUCGCUGUAUUGCAAAGAUUAAUCCAUGAUCGAGAGCUAAGCCUCUAUGAUGGUUCUAGGCUCCUGAGAGAAGACAGGUAUAUGCGUUUAAAAGAGGAGCUGCAAAUGUCUGAUGAACAGCUACAGAAGAGAUCCAUUUUUCCUAUCCAUCCGUCCUUCAGGAUCAUUGCCUUGGCAGAACCCCCCGUUAUUGGAAGCACAAUACACCACUGGCUGGGACCAGAAUUCUUAACCAUGUUCUUUUUCCAUUAUGUGAAACCACUUGUCAAAAGUGAAGAAAUCCAAGUGAUUAAGGAAAUGAUCCCAAAUGUACCUCAGGAAGCUCUGGAUAAAUUAUUAUCAUUUACACACAAACUCAGAGAAACACAGGAUCCAACGGCACAAUCAUUGGCAGCAUCACUUUCUACCAGACAACUGUUACGGAUUUCUCGUCGGCUGUCACAGUAUCCUAAUGAAAAUCUUCACGGUGCUGUUACUAAAGCCUGCCUUUCCAGGUUUUUACCUAGUCUUGCUAGGUCAGCAUUAGAAAAAAAUCUGGCAGAUGCUACAAUAGAAAUAAAUACUGAUGAUAAUUUGGAGCCAGAACUAAAGGAUUACAAAUGUGAAAUAACAUCUGGAUCUCUCAGGAUUGGUGCUGUUAGUGCACCGAUCUAUAAUGCACAUGAGAAAAUGAAAGUGCCUGAUGUUCUGUUCUAUGACAACACUCAGCACAUGCUAGUGAUGGAAGAUAUGCUGAAAGACUUUCUCCUUGGAGAACACUUAUUGUUAGUUGGCAACCAGGGUGUAGGAAAAAACAAGAUUGUUGACAGAUUCCUUCACCUGCUCAACAGACCCCGAGAAUAUAUUCAGCUACACAGGGAUACCACAGUACAAACUCUUACACUUCAGCCUUCAGUUAAAGAUGGACUUAUUGUAUAUGAAGACUCACCUUUGGUUAAAGCAGUAGAGUUGGGUCAUAUUCUGGUAGUAGAUGAGGCAGACAAAGCUCCAACAAAUGUCACCUGUAUUUUAAAAACUCUGGUAGAAAAUGGAGAAAUGAUUUUAGCAGAUGGAAGGCGCAUUGUUGCAAAUUCUGCUAAUGUGAAUGGAAGAGAAAAUGUUGUUGUGAUUCAUCCUGAUUUUAGGAUGAUUGUUCUGGCAAACAGACCUGGAUUUCCUUUCCUAGGCAAUGAUUUCUUCAGUACCUUAGGUGAUAUUUUUAGCUGCCAUGCAGUUGAUAACCCCAAACCCCACUCGGAGCUUGAGAUGCUCAGACGGUAUGGACCAAAUGUGCCCGAGCCCAUCCUUCAGAAGCUUGUGGCUGCCUUUGGAGAGCUGAGGAGUUUGGCUGACCAAGGAAUUAUUAACUAUCCUUAUUCUACCAGAGAAGUUGUCAACAUAGUCAAACAUUUACAGAAAUUUCCCACUGAAGGUCUCUCCAGCGUGGUUCGAAAUGUGUUUGACUUUGAUUCCUACAACAACGACAUGAGGGAGAUACUGAUUAACACUUUACACAAAUACGGGAUACCUAUUGGAGCAAAGCCUACCAGUGUGCAGCUGGCAAAGGAGUUGCCUCUGCCAGAACAGACAUUCAUGGGCUACUGGACAAUUGGUCAGGCAAGAAGUGGGAUGCAAAAACUCUUGUGUCCAGUGGAAACUCACCAUAUAGACAUAAAGGGGCCAGCAGUUAUAAAUAUACAGGCGUAUCCAAUAGAAAGACAUGAAGAAAGAUCCCUAAACUUUACUGAAGAAUGUGCCUCCUGGAGAAUACCACUGGAUGAAAUUAAUAUAAUCUGUGACAUUGCUACAUCAUAUGAAAAUGAGGAAAAUACUCUUUGUGUAGUUACAUGCAAUCCCAUUUCCCUGUAUUUUAUGAAUAUGGCUGGAAAAAGUGGCUACUUUGUGGAUCUUUUUGAUAUCUUCCCAAGAACAGCCAGUGGCGUUUGGCACCCUUUUGUGACAGUGGCACCGCUGGGAAGUCCCCUCAAAGGUCAAGUGAUUCUCCAUGAGCAGCAGAGUAAUGCCAUCUUGUUGUUAGAUACCACUGGCCAAGCCCUUCGUCGUCUCAUUCUCCCUUCGGAAGAGUUUACAUCUAAGAAACCUUCCUGGUGGAACAAAGAAGAAGCUGAAACUUAUAAAAUGUGUAAAGAAUUUUCAAACAAAAACUGGCUAGUAUUCUACAAAGAAAAAGGGAACAGCCUGAUCGUGCUGGAUGUUCUAGAAGGGCAAACUCACACCAUCUCACUUCCCAUUAACCUCAAGACAGUUUUCCUCGUGGCAGAGGACAAAUGGCUUCUGGUGGAGAGCAAAACAAAUCAGAAAUACCUUUUGACUAAGCCUGCACACGUCGCAUCUGAGGGCAGUGGGGUUUGCCAGUUGUAUGUGCUGAAAGAGGAGCCGCCCAGCACAGGGUUUGGAGUUAUACAAGAAACAGAGUUCAGCAUACCUCAUAAAAUUUCCAGUGAUCAGCUAUCAUCUGAACAUCUAAGUUCAGCUGUGGAACAAAAGAUUGCCUCUCCCAACCGAAUUCUCUCAGAUGAGAACAAUUAUGCUACAAUAGUUGUUGGUUUCCCAGAUCUCAUGUCACCCAGUGAAGUUUAUUCUUGGAAGAGACCAUCUUCUUUGCAUAAACAAAGUGGCAUUGAUACAGCAUUCUAUGGAGGAAAGAAGAAAAGUGGGACUCCAAAACAAAGAAAUUGUGUGACUCUUUUAGAUACGAAUCAGGUAGUGAGGAUUUUACCCCCAGGAGAAGUCCCUCUAAAAGAUAUCUACCCAAAAGAUGUUACUCCUCCACAAACAUCUGGUUAUAUAGAAGUCACUGAUCUUCAAUCAAAGAAACUCCGAUAUAUCCCUAUUCCCAGAUCAGAAUCUCUCUCGCCAUAUACCACGUGGCUGUCUACCAUUUCAGACACAGAUGUACUGCUAGCUGAGUGGGACAAAAGUGGUGUUGUUACUGUUGAUAUGGGAGGUCGCAUCAGGCUUUGGGAAACUGGACUUGAACGUCUGCAGCGAUCACUCGUGGAAUGGAGAAACAUGAUUGGACAAGAUGACAGAAAUAUGCAGAUAACAAUCAACAGAGACAGUGGUGAAGAUGUAAGCUCCCCCAAACACGGGAAGGAGGACCCAGACAACAUGCCUCACGUAGGCGGCAACACUUGGGCUGGCGGAACAGGGGGAAGAGACACGGCAGGCCUGGGUGGCAAAGGAGGCCCUUACCGGCUGGAUGCGGGCCACACAGUGUACCAGGUCUCUCAGGCUGAGAAAGAUGCAGUUCCAGAGGAGGUCAAGAGAGCUGCUAGAGAGAUGGGCCAAAGAGCUUUCCAGCAGAGGCUAAAGGAAAUCCAAAUGAGUGAAUAUGAUGCUGCAACCUAUGAAAGGUUUUCAGGUGCUGUUCGGCGACAGGUGCACUCCCUCCGAAUCAUCCUGGAUAAUUUACAGGCUAAAGGUAAAGAAAGACAGUGGCUAAGACAUCAAGCUACUGGGGAACUAGAUGAUGCCAAGAUCAUCGAUGGGCUGACUGGAGAAAAAGCCAUCUACAAACGUCGGGGUGAGCUGGAGCCACAACUUGGCAGCCCACAACAGAAACCCAAGCGUCUGCGCCUGGUGGUGGAUGUGUCUGGUAGCAUGUACCGCUUCAACGGGGUGGAUGGCCGGCUCGAGCGCUCAAUGGAGGCUGUAUGUAUGGUCAUGGAAGCCUUUGAGAACUAUGAGGAGAAGUUCAAGUAUGACAUCGUUGGACACUCUGGAGAUGGCUACAACAUUGGCCUGGUUCCAACUAACAAAAUCCCUAAGGACAAUAAGCAAAGAUUAGAAAUUCUGAAGACAAUGCAUGCCCACUCUCAGUUCUGCAUGAGUGGGGACCACACAUUAGAAGGGACAGAACAUGCUAUCAAGGAAAUUGUCAAAGAAGAGGCUGAUGAGUACUUUGUCAUAGUCUUGAGUGACGCAAAUCUGUCACGAUAUGGAAUACAUCCUGCUAAGUUUGCUCAAAUCCUCACAAGAGACCCUCAAGUAAAUGCUUUUGCCAUUUUUAUUGGAUCUUUAGGUGAUCAAGCAACCAGGCUUCAGAGAACUUUACCAGCUGGUCGGUCUUUUGUUGCCAUGGAUACCAAGGACAUUCCUCAGAUUUUACAACAGAUCUUUACCUCCACCAUGUUAUCGAGUGUCUAAGAAGUGCCCUUCAUCACCCUGAUGACACCAGGAUUUGAAAUAAGACAAGAAUAAAGAGUGUUCUGAAAAAAAGAAGAUAUGGAUGAAGUGAACCCAUGCAAUGACUGGAUGAUUCUGGCAUUCCUGGGACUUCCUACACUUGCUCAGAUAUGAGAAUUCAGAAAAGCAGCCAGAAGAAACCUUGAACAUGGAAAGAUACUCCAUUAAUGAAUUUAGAAGUCAUUAGGUGAAGCGAGUUGACCUGCACUUUAUCAAAGGUUGGGGUUAAAGGAAGGUGGUCUUGAGAACUAUGUGUUUGGUCUGUUUCCAAAAACCUAAGGAGGAAAAAAUACUUUGCUUUUGCCUUAACACAUCAUCUGGUCACCUAAGAUAAGAAAAGCAACCCCAUCAAAUUGAGCCUUUGAUAUCACAUUCUGACGUAAGAUGCCAAGUCUGUGCAAAACUCACCAAAAUGCUCCUAUCCAAUAAUUAUUUUUUUCUCCCUGCUCUGUAUUGACCAGAAUACAAUGAUUUUAUAAUAUUUAACCCACCAAAAAGUCCAUCCAAUAGCAGUAUUUUAUGAAAGGUUGGCUGUUCUCAAUAACUUCAUUUUCCUGGCCAAAGCCGGAAGCAAUCAGAAGAUCCUUGGAGUGCUUGCCUUUCCAUGUAACUUUUAAAAGCCUCUGAAACAAUAAAGUGCAAAUGUCCUCUUCUCCUUGCUGCUAGAGUGGGAGGAGAAAGAUGUCCUGCAUUAGGCUUCCUGUUUCUUCUUGUUCUUCUCUCAAAAAUUCACAGUACUCCAUUUUGGGGCCCAAACUGUAAUGCUCAAAAUAAUAAAUGCUUAUAAGAAAAUUAUUUAUUGAGAAUAUUCAUAUAAAAAUUACCUAAAGCAAAGUAAAAAAAGUAAAAUCAAGGUGGUAUAUUUGAAGUGAAUGGUGAUUGGAGAUUUCUUUAGCUAUAACAAACAAACAAAAAGAAAGAAAACAACUUUUUUUAAAAACCUCUUUUUUUUUCUUUCAAAAUGUACCUUAUUCCCACACACUCUUAGACCAACCUUUAUUUAAUCAGUAGGCUCAAUAUCACUUUGUUUAAAAUCAAAUGCUUCAGCAGAAGUCGUUAUAUGUUUAACCAUAUAACUUAAAAACUCCUCUUCAUCAUUGAUAGCAAAGUAAGAAACGUUAGGGCACCAAUGAGUAGAAAAAACUGGUCUUAAGUUAGACUAUUAAUAAUAGUCUUAUUACUAAUAUUAUCCUAUUCAUCUAUAUAUAUUGAAAUUAUACAGGUUCAUAAUUUCAUUUUAAUUAUAGGAGAGAAGAAAAGCUAAUACCCAUUUGUUCCAUCACCUCCUCUCCCUAUCUUUAACUAUCAAAUAAAUAAAAGCAAUUUGAUUUCCAGUGUGUUACUA